UGCAAAAAUUUAAAUUUCCCGCUAUUUACGCAUGCGCGUUUAAUUAAGCGUCUAAGACCUGAUUCAGUGUUUGAACGCCAUCUUUAUUGGCUUUACAUGACGCGCGGGGUAGCGCGGUGGAUGUGUCAAAUCGCGAGAACGACGGCAAUAUUUAGUUGAACAUGGUGUUUAUACAAAAGAGGUGAUUAUUCGCGUUGAAUUAUCGAUGUGUAUAAACUAGAUAAAAAAUGGUUAGUAACAAUUCACGGGGUACUCCCCGUAUACAGGUUUUUAGACCUACAUACGAAGAAUUUAAGGAUUUUACUAAAUAUGUGGAGUACAUGGAAAGUAAAGGAGCCCACAAAGCUGGUUUAGCGAAAGUUAUUCCGCCACCUGAAUGGGUACCAAGGAAAGGAGGCUACAAUUUAGACAACUUAGAUCUUACUAUUCCUGCUCCAAUUUGUCAGGUGGUAACUGGCAAACAGGGUCUUUACCAGCAAAUUAAUAUACAGAAGAAAUCUAUGACCGUUAAAGAAUAUAGUAAACUGGCCAAUUCCGAGCGAUAUAAUACUCCACGUCAUUUUGAUUACGAAGAUUUGGAAAGAAAGUACUGGAAGAAUAUAACAUACGUAGCGCCCAUAUACGGGGCGGAUGUAUCUGGCUCGUUAACCGAUCCGGACGUAAAAGAAUGGAAUAUCAACCAUUUAGGAACGAUCCUCGAUUACGUGAACAAAGACUAUGGUAUAUCUAUCGACGGUGUUAACACGGCGUACUUGUAUUUUGGAAUGUGGAAAACCACGUUCGCAUGGCACACGGAGGACAUGGAUUUGUAUUCGAUAAACUACUUACAUUUCGGUGCUCCAAAGACAUGGUACGCCAUACCACCGGAACAUGGACGAAGAUUGGAAAGACUUGCCAGCGGCUUUUUUCCAUCGAGCUACCAAAGUUGUCAAGCGUUUUUACGUCACAAAAUGUCUCUCAUCUCUCCUCAGAUAUUGCGGCAAUAUUCGAUUCCAUGCAAUAAAAUAACUCAAGAAGCUGGAGAAAUAAUGAUUACCUUUCCUUAUGGCUAUCACGCUGGCUUUAAUCACGGAUUCAAUUGCGCUGAAUCAACUAAUUUCGCUGCACCGCGAUGGGUAGAGUAUGGUAAAAGGGCUACACAAUGUACAUGUAGUAAAGAUAUGGUUAAAAUAUCAAUGGACACUUUUGUCAAGCGUUUUCAGCCAGAAAGGUAUGAAUUAUGGUUACGCGGAGAAGAUAUCGGUCCUCAUCCGGAGGAUCCUAGACAAACAGCCGCACCUAUGCCUUCUCAGAUGGAUCUUCUGUGUAGCAAUAGUAGUAACGGUCAAUUGCCUCAGAGCUAUCUGAAUGCAGCUCCAAAAAAUAAACGUCAUACGAUACAUAAGAAGAAGAAUAUCAUGGCAACGAACCCGGACGUUGAUAUGGAAGAGCUAGUGAAUCGUCCGGAUAUUCCUCCUGACGUGAAGAAAGUAUUACAAGAUCUAGAAUUAGAGGAGGUGGAUGAUGGGCCAGACGAGCAACAGUUAGAAGUUCUCGAAGACAUAUGGCUGAAAGCUGGAGAAAUGGAUGUACACGAGGCUUCUGUUUACGAUGAUGGUUACAAUCGUAAAAAGAGUCGGAAGCGAAAGAAGAAGAACGCCGAUAAGGAUAAAUCAAAGUCCAAAAGGGAUUCUAACAAAAGUAUUAUAGAAAACGUGACGGUGAAGACUGAAAUAAAAGUGGAACCAGACGAUAGCUUUAACUACGAAUCUUCCUCGUUCCCGGAUCAAAGCAUCGAGUUAGAUAACGACAGUCACGAAGAUAGCAAUGUAAUUACGAAUGAUAUUACUGGAAGCAUUAAACUGGAGGAUGCUUCUGAUUUCUCCGAGGCCACCGAGAAGCCGGUUAAGAAGAAGAAGAAGCAUUCAAAGUCUGGGGAACAGAAGAAAGCGAAAUCAAAGAACGUGAAUAAAACUAAACGUAAACAUUUGAAUAUAUCUAUCUUCGAUAUUAACGAACCUUUGGACGUGUCCGACGCUGACGUCCAAAGGAAGCUUAUGGCUAUGCCGAGUCUUCACGCGCAUAAAUCAUUGACUGACAGUCAAUCAAGGAUAAAUGAUAUAUCGGAGAGUAUCAUUUUCACCGAUAACGAUACUGAUACAAGCCCAGUCAAGGUUAAAACUGUUUUAAACAUUGCAAGUAGCGGUCAAGUAGCAAGUUCUAUUUAUAGUGAUACGAAGGGGACAGAUAAUACGGAUGAACGGAUAAAUGUAUAUACAAAGAGUACCAAGAAGACUAACCCUGUAUCCAUCAAAACGUUCGGUAAACAGCAAUCGUUAUUAAAAACUAAUGUUUUCGAGCAAGCGAAACCAAUGAAAAUAGAUAAAGCUGUUGAAUCUGAAUUCAUAGGUGACGAUACAAAAAUUAUAUUGCAAGAUGGAAAAUCAUCGAGUUACCCUGUUUGUAAAAGCGUAGGUACAAUGUUGACCGAAAGAUCGAUACCUAAUUAUUCGAAGAAGGAUAUUAUUAAAGCGCCUAGGUUGAGCGUUUUGAAAUCAGCAUACGUGUCCGCGACCGAGGUUUCUCCUAAAGUUGAUCCUGAAAGAUUGAUCGCUGAGGAAAACGAUAACCGUGCGUUAUCGAACAACGUUGUAGUUUUACCAAAGACCUGGCCUAUCGCCAAACCCCGCGAGCCUAAACUUUCCACUCCAGGUAUAAUGUUCGUGAACCCUGGCUUCGCCAACCCACCGAUUCUUCAGAAAGAAACGAUAGUGAAAGAGUCGAGAACCGAUUCGAAGACUUUAGAACUUUCGAAAUCUGUGACCCCGUGUACUAUUCAAAUACCACAGAUGGAAAGUAUCUUUACCAAGAGUGCAGUAUUGUCGCAACCGCUCGCGCAGACUAUUGCGUGUCAGAAUAUAAGCGGAAACACGGACGUUAAAAUCCUGGGGAAAAGAUCUACAACGGACACGUCGAAAAUGAUGGCGACAAAAUUCUGGCAACUUUCUAGCAACAACAGUAACGUGUUCUUUGCGAAAGAUACCAAAGAAGAUGCGCAAGUUUAUACUUCGACCAGUUUGGAUAACUCUGAGAUAUCCGCUUCAUCUUCCUCGUUGGGUUUACCAACCAACAGCGGCAACACCUUCUUUUUCACGGCUGCUCCUAAAUAUACGAACGUCUCGGAGAAGCAGUCAUCGAUGACGAUUGAUUUCAAUAAAAGAUGUGCAAGAAAUCCUGCACCGAUGCCUAAUGUAACAGGUUCAAUAGUGAAGAUCGUACCAAAGUUACAGGAUCAUCUUCUUCUGAAGACGUUGAAUCAACACGAUGAAGGGUGUAGUAGAAAAACUGUAAAAAAAGCAAGUACUAUUGUUAGUAAUGUAAAAAGCGUAUCCACCCAGGUGGAUCAUCCAUUGGAGAUAAUCAAUUUGAAUUAUACUACGAGUCAUUCCAUCCCGGAUUUACAAGCUGCCCAGAGAACGAUUACUAUUCAUCAGGAGCAAUUUUCUAACGUGAUCGAGCCUGGUGAUAAACUACAAACCCAGAAUGUACAGAGAUCUUCUGAUAAUAUAUAUGCAAACAUGCCAUCGUUGAAGCCAAUUAAAUUAAUGUCCAGGCGAAAGUCGAAGGAAAAACUGAAGAAAGCGACCACUAGGAAAAAGGAAGUUGAAACAAAAACCUUGAUGCCUAAUCCGGAUGAGGCAAACAUAGCGACAUGUUCUAUAAGUCAAUCGCCUUCUGUAUCUAAUAGAGUGUCGAUGGUACCGGGACACAUAUCUGAUAUGUUAUAUCCUAGCGUUCCAAAUAAUGAUCUUCUGAAAGCAUUCAACGAUUAUUGGAGCGCUCAGAUUUCUCAUUGCGCAAUUUGUGCACCCUUCACCUCGAGUUGCAACGGACACGGCAGGCUAAUGCCACCGGAUUGGAAAUAUUGUAAACCCACCGUCUUACCAGAUAGUUCUCCAAUAUGGGUGUCUGCAAGUGUAUUUGUUGCAAAUUCAAAGGAACAAGUAGUUGAGCCUGAAAAUGAUAAGCUUUUACGUUGUAGAGAAUGUCACGUCACGGUCCAUGCUUCCUGUUACGGGAUUACCGUAUUGCCUACAGACUUAAGAAAUUGGGCUUGCGAUAAAUGCAAGGCUGGUAAAACCCAAGUGAUGUGUUGCCUGUGCCCGAUGCGUGGUGGUGCUCUAAAGCGUACCAGCGAUAGCAGUUGGGCUCACAUAUUGUGCGCCCUACUGCUACCAGGCGUCACCUUUAAAGAUGCUAUAAAUAAGGAUCCUAUAAAUGUAUUAACUAUCAAACCCAACAUCGUUAAACAACAUUGUUGUUACUGCGGACAAAAGGAUGGAGCCUGUUUGAGUUGCAACGAAUGCGGUAACUUGUUUCACCCAUCGUGCGGUCUGGUUUCCGGUGCAACUUUUACCGUACCGGUAUAUAAUUCACCGGAGCUUCAGGUAACCUGUGAUGGUCACGAUGAUGGUAAAGAGAAAAUACCAACGAUUCGACAGGGUGAAAUUGUAUGGGCAAAACACCGUAAUACUCGAUAUUACAAGGGCAAAGUAGAUUCUAUACAUGAUACUUUGUUUUAUAUGGUCACAUUCAGUGACGACAGUUUCAGUGAAGAUUUAUACCCGUCAGAUAUAAUGAAUUAUGAUCCUGGAAACCCACCGCCACAAGGGGCCGCAGUUAUCGUUAAAUGGACUGAUGGAAAUUUCUACGAUGGUAUCUUUGGGGGUACAAAUCACCGUAUCAUGUACACUGUCAUUUUUGAAGAUGGUUCGCAACUCGUAUUAAAACGAAACGAGAUAUACAGUUUACAAGAAGAUAUGCCAAAAAGAGUGCGUUCACGUCUGUCCGUUGCGACCGAAAUGAAGCACCGAUAUCAUCUGUAUGGCGCAGAGGAUGAAUUAGAAGCGCAUAGAAAGGUGAAACAGUCUAAAUAUUGUGAUUAAAUGAAAAUCAUAUAUACAAUUUGAUGUAAAUAAUUAAUAGAGACAAAUAAUAUUCAGUCGCUGUAAAUAACAUACACGAAUAAUGUACCUAAGUAAUUUGGUCUUCUCUAAGCGUGUAUAUGCAUUCGGAUUAGACCAAACCGAUAGAUUCUUUUUUUUCUUCGUCAUAUUCGUUUUUCUUUUCAUUUCUCUGUUUCUUUUUUUUUUCAAUUAUUAUCUUCACGUUUCAAACUUCACCGAUAUUUUGAUCGGCAUUGUAGUUACGUCUUUAAGUACACUAUUAAUUUGCUGCUUAUCACUCAUUUCCAGUAUCAAUAAAAAUUCUUCCUGGUUUAAGAAUUUCAUAUAUUAGAUGUACAGAUUAAUUAAAGUGGCUCGAGAAUACGAUAAUGGUAACGAUUAUUUGAAUAAUCGGUAAAUUUUCGAUUAAUUAAUUUGUACGCUUAAUAUAACGUGGAGAAAAGUAUUAAAGAAACCGCAACGUUACAUGUUUACAAUAAUAAUGCGUGCUUUUCGUGACUAUAAAUAGACAAUUUUCAAAUUUUUAAUCUUUUAUCGCAUUAUUAGAAAAUAAUUUACCACCAAUCAAGAUCUGCGUAACGAAAACGAAGCAUGGAAUUUUUUCUUAUUCAUUGUAUCAACUUACAGCAAUUUACACCAAGAUUUGACAGGUAAUUAGCAAGCGAUAAGGAUCAAAGAAAUAUUUAAUAAAUCAAAUUUGUGAGAUCACGUGUCUGUAUAUAUUUACAGAAUAUGUUUUUAAAUAAUUAACCCACGUGGGUUUAGAUUAGAAGUCACUUUUUUACUUUGUUCUAUGGAUAAGAAAACGAAAUUGGAAACAUCACAUAUUUCUGUGUGAGUAUUUGUUUAAAAAAUCUUUUUUAAUAUAUAACAUAUGCCGUUGAAAGCAUUAUGUAGAAUUCUACUUAGGUAUAAAAACACUUUUCAGUAGACUCUCAGUAGUUUCCCAAGAGAUUACACUGUGUACGUUAUUACACAAUAAAUUGAAUUAUACCUAAAUAAAAGGUACAAAUGAGAUUGUCUACUGUAAUGUUUAUUUGUAAAUCAGUGUAAUAGAUAGAUUGCUGUUCUUGUAUUUGUUAUGAAUUCUAUAAAUUAUUUCGAUCAAGUACAUAGUUGUGUUUUGACUGUACUUAAUAAAUUGAGUGUACAUUUCAAGUUGCUAUUUCAAAUGAGGCUAUUGAUCCUUUUAACAUAGCGAAUCAUGUCAUCAAUUUUUUUUUUUUCUUUAUUUAUCUACGCCAUUCACGCGUCCAUCGUCUAACGAAAAUUUGUAAUAUAAAAAUGUCAUUCGUCAUACGGUAUUCUGUAUCACGGUUUCUUAUAAUACGGUGUACACGUUUUGAAAUUUUUUUACAAAAUUUCUUCCUUUUUAGUUCAUAAUUGAACAUAAUCUGCGUGACACAGUGAACGUUUGACAGAGCACCAUCAAUGUAACACAUAUGUAUGUAUAUUUGUAGAUGAAAGUUGUCACUCAAAAUAUUGUUCAUAAUGAUCUCUUGAAAUUCGUUUCCUAAUUUUACUUAAGAAACAGAUAUGCGCGCGCGUGUCAAGAAAAACGAUCAUUUUAAUCUAAUGUAAUUUAUGAAAAGUGAAAUUUCCUUCGACCACUUUAUAAUACCUACUGUUUAAAUCAGGUCGUGGAAAUUGUAUUAGCGUUCUAUGAUAUUAAUAAGAAAAAAAAAUAAGAGAAAAUGUUGAUGUAUCCAAGUGUAGAGACAUUGGAUACAACGUACAAUAAAAACAGAAUAUAAAAUA
This is a messenger RNA of Osmia bicornis bicornis, 6704 nucleotides long. Its product is annotated as lysine-specific demethylase 4C-like. Gene Ontology annotation, molecular function: histone H3K36 demethylase activity; histone H3K9 demethylase activity. Gene Ontology annotation, biological process: chromatin remodeling. The coding region runs from base 228 to 4925 and encodes 1565 amino acids. Gene Ontology annotation, cellular component: nucleus. Lineage: Eukaryota; Metazoa; Arthropoda; Insecta; Hymenoptera; Megachilidae. The record is from RefSeq and is a predicted model, not a curated record. The transcript is spliced from 11 exons.